AUCGUAUAUCGUGUUAAUAAUUAUUAUUAUGAAUAAAUUUCGUUCCCCGGUGUUUCCCCGGUGUUUCCCCGGUGUUUCCCCGGGUCGAAUUAGCUAUGGCUAUUCGAUGCACUGUGUGUGCGUUUAAUAUUAGGAUUUUAGGAUUUAUUAUUAUUAAUUGAAUGCAGCAUCAAUGUAUGUGGUGCUGCAAAUCAAUUAAUAAUAAUGAAAUACCCAAUAUUUUGAAAGCUCCGCGCGCGGGCGCCCGCGCCGAGCGCCCACGAAGCGCCCGGCCCGCGUUCGCCCGCGCGUUCGCCAGUGCGUCGAUCCGCACGGGCUGCCGUGCGCGGUCCAGGCGCGGUGCAAUUUGUGCUUGGUGAGCAGGGGCGACGCUCCAGUGGGCCCUGCGGGACCAGAUGCCCCGCCCUCGCCCUUGCCGCGCCGUCUACGCCCACUGGGCGCUCAGCGGCGCGCCAGCUGUUUUUUCUUGGUUUCCAAACCAAGAAAUUCCUCGCGCCCGCCGUGAGAUGCGGAAAGGAGAGGCCAUCCGAUUGUCGUGGUGCAGUGCAACAGCUCCCUUCUUUAACCUACGGCUGGAACUGCCAGAGCAAACGGGAGAUGGGAGACCUCCCGCGUGAGAAAACGACGCGUAAAUUGAAGACGUCGCUGCCCUCGGUGCUCUACAGGUAGGUCGACGCGUUCACCUGCGACGUCUCAAUGCAUAUUUGAAACACUUUGUCCAUCCGCACCGCGCGCUUUCA
This is a messenger RNA of Micromonas commoda, 740 nucleotides long. RefSeq lists its product with no specific name. The record is from RefSeq and is a predicted model, not a curated record. The coding region runs from base 396 to 617 and encodes 73 amino acids. NCBI's taxonomy places the organism in Eukaryota, Viridiplantae, Chlorophyta, Mamiellophyceae, Mamiellales, Mamiellaceae. The transcript is spliced from 3 exons.